Messenger RNA from Oreochromis aureus, 1201 nucleotides. Its product is annotated as chemokine XC receptor 1-like. The record is from RefSeq and is a predicted model, not a curated record. The coding region runs from base 52 to 1056 and encodes 334 amino acids. The transcript has 2 exons. Gene Ontology annotation, biological process: chemotaxis; G protein-coupled receptor signaling pathway; immune response. Gene Ontology annotation, molecular function: chemokine receptor activity. NCBI's taxonomy places the organism in Eukaryota, Metazoa, Chordata, Actinopteri, Cichliformes, Cichlidae. Gene Ontology annotation, cellular component: membrane.
AAAACCUUUCAAUCACAAGAAAUUGACGGCUGAUGCUUGGGAAACUUGACAAUGGAAAGCAGCUACACAACUGAAGAAGAACAUUAUCUAUGUGAGGUUAACUUUUCAACCUUUACUGGCAAUUUGUUCAUCUUGAUCUUCAUCCUCAGUGUCAUAUGCAACAGUCUCCUCUUAUGUGUCCUUUUCAUCUACGAGAACCUGAAAAGUAUCACAAAUAUUUUCAUCCUGAACGUGGCUUGCUCUGAUUUGAUCUUCACCAUCACACUUCCAUUUUGGGCUGUUGAUCAUUUACACCACUGGGUCUUUGGAGACUUUUUCUGCAAAUUGAUUUCUGCCGCAUUCUUUGUUGGUCUGUACAGCAGUGUCAUUCUGCUGACUGCAAUGACAGUGGAUCGUUUCAUUACUGUGGUGCUGCACAACCGGCUGAACAAACUAGACAGAACGAAGUACACAAUUGGUGCUUGUGUAGCUGCCUGGGUCAUCAGCAUCUCUGCAUCCGUGAGUGAAGCCGUGAAUGCAAAGGUGGGAAACUGGGAGAAUUAUACCUACUGUCUGGCAUCUGAAGACAUCCUCGGACAACACCUCCAAGUGUCACUGCUAUUCUUCCUCCCAUUUGCCAUUGUUAUUUUCUGCUAUUCUGCCAUCCUCAAGAAGGUUUUACAAGCUUUAAACAGAAAGAAGCACAGGGCUGUAGUUGUGCUGUUGUGUAUUGUUGCAGCAUUUUUCAUUUGCUGGGGGCCAUACCAUAUUAUGCUUUUAAUCAAUUCUCUCUAUACACCCAAAGGUUGUAAGACACAGGAACAGUUGGCUAUCAUGUCUUGUAUUUGUGAAAUGCUUGCCUAUUCUCAUUGCUGUAUGAACCCUCUGCUGUAUAUGAUCUCACAGAAGAUGCGAAAGCAUCUGUUGAAUCUUUUGCGCUGUGAAAAUGUGUGCAGGAAGAACAGAGAGAGAGACACUGGCCAGAACACAACUAUUAGCCAGAAAGUUGUUUUCACAGAACAAAGUACUGCUGUCAACGAGGACCUGCAUGACUAUCCAUUAAACAAUCUUUCUUAAAUUUACAUAUUGAUUUAAUUUGUAAAUGCUUUUACAUAAUAUCUAUUUUUGAGUUUUUCACUGAUCCAGUUAAAAAAAGCAACAACAUAUGUGCAUUUCACUGUAUUCCUUUGCAUUCACACUGCUUUGUGUAAAAAAUAAACUG